Molecule: messenger RNA, 2101 nt
Organism: Juglans microcarpa x Juglans regia
Lineage: Eukaryota; Viridiplantae; Streptophyta; Magnoliopsida; Fagales; Juglandaceae
Product: alanine aminotransferase 2-like
Exons: 15
Coding region: 373-1986 (537 amino acids)
Biological process (GO): biosynthetic process
Molecular function (GO): pyridoxal phosphate binding; L-alanine:2-oxoglutarate transaminase activity
Source: RefSeq, a predicted model, not a curated record
AUACAUAAAAUUUUCGUACAAGCCCCGAAAAAAAUGUACUUUCAUUGAAGUCACUCUCGCCUUUUGGUGGCAUGGAAAGGACUAUAAAUUACGAGUGUUUAACUAUUUAUUGGUUGGAAACAUAGGAAGGAAAGGAAGGAAGGGAUAGAGAUUCAGAAAUCAAGAGCGCAGUAGCUCGCAGGCAAAGUAAAGCUGGAGGAGCCGUUAGACACAGCACGCGUUCAGAGAUAGUCAGGUGGCUAUAGAAGAAAUUGCCAAAUCCUCAAUCUUCGCACAGCACGUCUGUGUUUGAUUGGAGUCGCUCUCUAAAAGUAAGUAAUUCGCCAGUAUCAUCGAACACCCAUAUCUACGAGCGCCUAUAAAUAGCGAGAAAUGAUGCGGAAAUUCGUCAGCGACAGAGCCGGUCGGAACAUUAUCCUCGUACGUUCCUUUCACCAUCUGAAACAGCUGCUGCAGCGUCCUCUCUCGGCGACCCAGUCACGAUUCCUGUCUUCUACUGUUCUCGAUUCCACUUCUUCUAUGGCUUCCUCGAAUUCCUCUGCUCCUCCUGUCAACCUUGAUACCAUUAACCCCAAGGUUCUCAAAUGUGAGUAUGCUGUCCGUGGUGAGAUUGUCACCCUUGCUCAGACGCUACAACAAGAGUUACAGAGUAAACCAGGCUCACAUCCCUUUGAUGAGAUACUUUACUGCAACAUAGGAAAUCCUCAAUCUCUUGGUCAGGAGCCAAUAACUUUUUUCAGAGAGGUUCUUUCCUUGUGCGACCAUCCUGCUAUUUUGGACAGAAGUGAAACGCAGGGUCUGUUCAGUGCAGAUGCUGUAGAGCGUGCUUGGCAGAUUCUGGAUCAAAUACCAGGAAGGGCAACUGGUGCUUAUAGUCACAGUCAGGGUAUUAAGGGAUUACGUGAUACAAUUGCUGCUGGUAUUGAAGCUCGUGAUGGUUUUCCUGCUGAUCCAAAUGAUAUUUUCUUGACAGACGGUGCAAGCCCAGCGGUCCACGCAAUGAUGCAAUUACUAAUAAGAUCCGAAAAGGAUGGCAUUCUCUGUCCCAUUCCUCAGUACCCUUUGUACUCUGCUUCAAUUGCUCUCCAUGGUGGCACACUGGUUCCUUACUAUCUUGACGAAGCAACAGGAUGGGGACUUGAAGUAUCUGAGCUUGAGAAGCAAUUGGACAAUGCCAAGUCCAAGGGUGUCAUAGUUAGGGCCUUGGUUGUUAUAAAUCCAGGCAAUCCAACAGGGCAGGUUCUUGCCGAGGAGAACCAGCGGGGCAUUGUGGAGUUCUGCAAGAAAGCAGGGCUUGUUCUACUGGCAGAUGAGGUAUAUCAGGAAAACGUUUACGUUCCUGAGAAGACAUUCCACUCGUUCAAGAAGAUUUCUCGGUCUAUGGGGUAUGGUGAAGAGGAUCUUUCCCUAGUAUCUUUCCAGUCAGUCUCUAAAGGCUUCUAUGGGGAGUGUGGAAAAAGAGGAGGUUACAUGGAGGUCACUGGAUUCAAUGCUGACGUACGGGAACAAAUAUACAAAAUGGCAUCUGUAAAUCUUUGUUCUAAUAUCUCUGGUCAAAUUCUUGCAAGCCUUGUCAUGAGCCCUCCCAAGGUAGGCGAUGAGUCAUAUGAAUCGUUCAGUGCAGAGAAAGAAGGAAUUCUGGCAUCAUUGGCAAGGCGUGCAAAGGCACUAGAAGAUGCAUUUAACAAUCUAGAAGGAGUAUCAUGCAACAAAGCAGAAGGGGCAAUGUAUCUCUUUCCCCGUAUUUACCUGCCUCAAAAGGCCAUUAAAGCAGCAGAGGCUGUUGAUAUAGCCCCGGAUGCAUUCUAUUGUCGCCGCCUUCUUAAUGCCACAGGAAUUGUUGUUGUUCCUGGUUCUGGCUUUGGACAGGUACCUGGCACCUGGCAUUUUAGGUGCACAAUACUCCCUCAAGAGGAUAAGAUUCCUGCCAUCGUCUCUCGUCUGACAGACUUCCAUCAAGGAUUCAUGGAUGAGUUUCGUGACUGAAGGAUUUUGCAUGGCUUUUUAGAAAGUUCACAAUAAGGUGUACCCAUUUUGAUAGUACGCGGAAAUGUUGCAAUACAUUUUAUUCCUUUGUUUCAAGAAGAGGAUCCUUUGAUCA